Messenger RNA from Boleophthalmus pectinirostris (great blue-spotted mudskipper), 5503 nucleotides. Its product is annotated as specifically androgen-regulated gene protein-like. The transcript has 4 exons. The record is from RefSeq and is a predicted model, not a curated record. NCBI's taxonomy places the organism in Eukaryota, Metazoa, Chordata, Actinopteri, Gobiiformes, Gobiidae. The coding region runs from base 161 to 1987 and encodes 608 amino acids.
GUGUCACUUGGGCUUUACUUUCUUUUGGAGAGAGUGAGCGGCGGGGAGUCUGCUGUCACUCACCGCACAUAUGGACUGAUUUAUAGACUUUUGCACAAGUCAACUCCCUUAUUCUGUACGGUUGAGGAGCCCAGUGCAGAGUGCAUGUCCGCUCAGUGAGAUGCCUAACAGUGACACCUGGCCUCGUGGCGUCUCCGUGGAAACUAUCAGUAACAUGGACACUGCCCGCAGCUGUGAUAGUGUCAUCAGUAUCAACUCUGCCUGUAGUGAGGACAGUAUGGAGCACCUGUCUGCAGAGGAGAAGGCCUGUCUCAUGUAUCUGGAAGAAACCAUUGAGUCUCUGGAUCUACAGGAGGACAGUGGCUUCUCCAACGAUGAACCCGACCCAGCUAAUUUGAGGAGGAAACAUGGCGGCUCAGAGACUUUACCCGAGCCUAGUAAUCUUCUGAGUAUGUUGGUGGAAAGAUGCAGAACUGAAGCAUCCGGUGAAUCCGCCAACCCAGAUCCACAGACUUCUGCUCUUGAUCUAAGUGAAGUCCCUGACCACAUCCCCCCAGACCCCGUACGUGCACUUUCAGAACCCACCUCCGGGAGUACUACGCCUGUCCCUGCUCCACACAGCUCAGAGCUCAGUUUAUCCGCUGACGUAGACCCUCAGAGCGGUGCUGCAAAGGCUGAGCUGUUUGCUAAACCUCCCGGUGAAAUGGACCUGGCUUUCAUCCCUCCCCCAUCGGAUUUCAUGGAUGAACCAGAGUCUCCCACUUCUCCACAGAUGGACAGUGCAGUGUCUUCCCCUGUUUCCAAGCCCACGAUUAUGCUAGAGGUGCUAAGACAGAGAGUAUCGGCAAAGAGUACCUCAUCAAGUGCCCCAUCAAGCCCCACCCCUCUUCGUUCCACCCCUGAAACCCCUGCCCCUAUCAGUCCUUCUUCUGUAAGCCCCGUCCCUGUAAGCCCUGCCUCUCCGAGCUCCAGCUCUCCAAGCCUCGCCUCUCCAAGUCUUGCCUUUCCAAGUCUCUCCUCUCCAAGUCUCUCCUCUCCAAGCCCCGCCUCUCCAAGUCUCUCCUCUCCAAGUCUUGCCUCUCCAAUUCUCGCCUCCCCAAGCUUCACCCCUCUGGAAAAGCCCCUUGAGCUGUCUUCUGCUCCAUCCUCACACCCCUCCAGUCCCCAGACACUUGCUCCACCAGGACCAUCUGAGCCUAAAAGUCCACCUGCUGUUGCUCCCAAACCCAAGAAGCUGCCUCCAAAUAUCAUCCUGAAAUCCCACAAAUCCACAGGCCACGAGAGCUCCGUGGGACAUCUCUCUCCGAGCACGACAGGGCUGAUGGACCCUCAGAAGGUGCGCAUGGAGGCUUUGAGGAAACUUGGUCUGCUUAAGAGUGAAGAGUAUGAUUCAGUCCCUGCUCAUAAAUCUGUGCAAACCAGAAGAUCAUGGGCAUCCUCUCCUCUCAGCCCUACUUCUCCUAAGUCUGCUUCACCAGUGCCCUCUGUACACACCCUUGUCCCAGCUCAGACCCCCUCCCCUCACAUCCCAUCUGAGCCUCUCCCUGACAUUAUCCCAGUGCCCACUGCCUUCAGUGAUGAUGCGUUUGCGGGGGAUUCUCCUCUUUUGAACAAGAAGCUGUUGUGUUCAGCUGGAGGAGGAGUGAAGUCAGCUACACUGGAGCGCUCAGGGAUGGGUCUGAGCAGCUACAUGGAGUCUCUGGAGCACGACAAACAGACUCUAGGGCAGCUACGUAACAAUCGCCCGCGCCCGGCCUCUCUGGGGAGCAAGAAGGACUUCUCCGGUGCAGGGGGUGUGGCCAUAGCUGGGGGCGUGGCCAGCACAGAGGUUGGCAGUGGAAAACCUGGCCCCUCCAGCUCUCAGCACUCUGACAAUUCCCAGAAACUGCCACGCUCUCAGGGCAUCAGUGUGCUCAUCUGCCCCCGGGGGCAGAGCGAGGAAGCAAGGCGUGAGGCGCUCAAGAAACUGGGGCUACUUAGAGAUUGAAUGAAAGACUUACAAUGAACUCACUGACAAAUGGAAAAAUUAAAUAUAUUUUUAAAUAUAAAUUAGCAUUAUAAAGACAAUUCUAUAUCAUAAUGUAAAUACCAUAACUUUUCUUACUUAACGAUCUGUAAAUUCUUUAAUCAAAAUACUCAGAGCUUCGAACCUUUUACAUAAAUGUAUAUUGAUGCUAAUUAAAAUGUAGCUGCUUAAUUAAAAUGUUUAAUUUAGUAUAGAUUAUCACCUUCGUCCUUUCUACAUACUGCCAAAGCAGGUCACAUAUAAAGGACCCAGGUUUUUUACUUUAUGAACAUUUUACAAAAGUUUUCUAUUAUUCAGUGCAGUUGAAGUGAAUGAAGUUAUUGCUUACGUGAAAACAGCGGGGGAGGCAGAGCUUUGCUAAACUUAUUGAGAAUAUGCAUUUGUUUGCAUACGUGUGUGAUUUGAACACAUUAUAUCUGAGUACAUUCUAAUAGACUCUUCUAUGUUCAGUGUGUCAUCUCUGAAUUAAAGCAACAUUCCCAUCAUGGUUAUCAAGUCCUCUGCAGAGAACUGGUGCGACUUGUUUCUCACUUUCAGGCUCAUCCUUUUAUGCAACACAAUUACUUUUCACAAUGGAGCAUUUAUAAAUAGCUGGAAAUACGUUAGAAAAAUGUACAACCAAAAACACCCUUUGCCCUUGCUAUGUUUCACUAUUUACUGUUUCAAAUGCUAACCUAAGAUCCUAUUCUAUCAGACGUCUGGAAAACUUCUUUGCUUCAUUUCUGUAAAUAUGUAGCAGUUUGCAUCUUUUCACAUUAUUGCCCAUUUCUUCCAUAAUUGUACAAUAGGUGGUAAUGUCUUGUUUUCACAGUAAAACGGGGGAAGCAGGUAAUUCAUUGCUGUGUGGUUACGUGCAGUUGAUGGUAUGCAGGUAUGUGAAGUAUCUUUGCCUUCACCUGGCUCAGACCUGACUGACGGGGCCUGCGUGACACUGAAGGAACUUUCACUGCUUACAUCACCAGCCUCAACCCAGUGUGAGGAAUGAAGCCUACUCUGGUUUGGAGUGAUACUGAGUUUGCCUAAAAGUAGUAGGUGUGGUUUUAUCAACUAUAUCAAAUAUAUACCUAGUUGUAUGCUAGUGUUGGCUGAUUUGACAAAAUGUAAAGUAAUUUAUGGCAGUAAAAGUGAAAAUAUAGUUUAAGUUAAAGGUGCACUGUGUAACUUUUUCAUUAGGGUUCCAACACUCAUCCAUCAUUGCUCUGCUUCGAAUGUUCCACAGUACAGACAUUAAACGCCUCUACUUUACAUUUAUUCAAUUACAAUUGGUUUAAUAGCUCGAAAAUACAUAGAAAACCAGGCAUUCUGAUUGUGAGUGGUGCCGCCUCUCAACAAAUCUGGUCUGUAACUUAGUUUAGUUCGGUUUCCAUGAAAAUAGAAAGGUUUAUUAUCAUACAGUGAAACAUUCCAGACAUUAUCAUUAUCAUAACAUUUCAAUGGAGGAAAGCAUUUGACGGACUGCGAUGUAGGUUGACCUUGAGCGGGUUGGAGUUCAGUGAGUAAGGUUUUUUAAAAAUCCACACAAAGACGUGAAGCAGUGGUCCACAGUUUACUUUUUUGUUUUCUAUCAUUACAAAAAGUGCAAGUGCAAAAAGUGCAAGGUGUAAAAUGGAGGCAGGCAACAGUUUCCUCUCCAGCAGCAGAACACAGAAUGGUGUACAGAGGCGCCUUUUAUCCUGGUCUCACUGAUUGGAUAAAACUACUACAGCUAAAACAGGGAUGGUAAAAUUAUCAUUAUCUUCAAAUCUUCAUCUAAUCCUCCAUAAAAUAAACCCAAAACCAAAUAACUAUUAAAACUAUAUACAUAAAAACCCUAAAACCAUACACCAAUCAAACUUUAAAACCCAUAAACCAAUAAAACACCAAACCUAAUACCCCUGUACAAUAUAAUACACAUGGUCCAGCCUGGAACCACAAAAGAGGGAGUUAGUUUCCAGGGGGACUCUUUAGGGACCUGGACAGAAGGUAUAAAGGAGGUAAAGUAAAAAGCAGAACCACACCAUCCAUUAAAACACCACAAAAUACACUACCACAUCAACACUUAAAACAUUUCAAAACAGAAAUAUUGCACCAUAUAUUGCACUAAUUCAAUUUAAAAGGUAUUUGGUUAACUAUGUCUCCUUUUCCUCCAGGGACCAGCAGCUUUCAAUUAAAGUGCUACUGUGCCUCAGGAUUAAAAGUGGUAAAACGAAAGACAAAUAAUUUUUAAAACCAAUUAUGUGCAAUUUCAUUUUGUAAUAUGUGCAAAAGAGCAGUGUUUUAAAGUGUCUUAGUGAAGGGUGAAGGUGCUGAGUGUACUUAUGGGUAACAAACCAGCCUGUUUGUUACACGGACUCUCCACCAGAAAAGUUACACAAUGCACCUUUAAGUGGCAGACGAGGUGGUAGUUCAGUUGCUCAGGGUCACUAUUACAGGGUUUUUAAGUAAUAAGUUAAUAUAGAAAGGUGCUGUAAGGUGCACCAAAUCACUGACUCAAAAACACAAUUGAAAACACAGCUGGAUCAACAUUUUCUUUUUUGAAAAUGCCAUAUGAUCAAAACAAAAUCUAUGUGAUGUACUCUGUUCUUGAGCCUGCACAAUAAAUAUUACUCCUCGAUUUCAAUCACUAGAGGGCAGUAUAGACUUAAGUGAGAAUACGCCUCACUUGAUUAUUGAUAGUGGCAGCAAAUAUGCAGUGCAGCAAGACCCAUUUUCUGUACAUAAUGACUGUUAAUGAAGUAUUGAAAAGGAGAAGAGGUUUAGAUGUAGAAGAUGUACAAGUAAUGUGUGUACCAGCUUAGAACAACUAGAAACCACUACAAGUACUACUAUUACUACUGCCAACGCUUGCAUUAUACAGAUAUGGAUUUUUUUUAGAUAUUUUUCUAGCUGCUGUGACGGAAUAUAUUUAUGUGGGAUUAUAAAAUUAUUUGUUGCAUGAUUCUUGUGCAAAUAUACAUCCACAUUAGCCUAAUUACUCUUGUAUUUCUGUUUUUCCUUUUUACUUGGUCCAAAAGGGCGCACAGAGACUAGGGAAGUGCCAAAUAUCAACAAAAAAUUUUCAACGACAUAGCGAUGCAAUAUCUAGGUUUCUAAAUGAAGAACAGUUAGGGUCGUUGCCAUAGCAAUUCACAAUUUAAAAACAAAAUCUUAUAUAUUUUCAAUUGCCAACCAUUCUUAAAAUGACACUAUAUAACUGGAAGCAGAAACCCACGAAUAUAACCUGUAUCCAGUCUUGAAUCCCAUCUUACAGUACCCUUUUCUCAUUUCAAACAUGCUAUUUUUCAUGCAGACUUGCAGAAAAGUACAUUUACAUCUUAACAGCCUCCAGCAUCCUUCCAGAAUUGAAGAUAUGUUAAAAGAAACCUGUUUCUUGUAAUCUUUUCUCUCAGUACUUGCCUGAAAAUGACUACAUGUAUAUACUUCACCACUGUUUUACUUCAGUCUCUGAUACUUGUAAACACUCUCAACUACAAAUAGCACUGUGUAAUAAAGAUCAGG